UGGGCCUAACGCCAGCUCCAGAACAGUCACAAAGUCUAUUUAACCCAAAGUUUUAAAUGAAGUGGACCGUUUGCUUCACCUAAGCUUCGGCCGACGUUAAAAAAGGCCUUUGAACAAAAAUAGAGAAAUGUUGCCGGGUUCUGUAAUUGUGAUUUUUGCAUCAAGGAGUUUAAGGCAAGUUUUACGUUUUACGUUUUAGUCUCCUUGUAUUCUUUUAUCCAAUAUGGCCCUACUAACCAUAUGUUCGAUAUAAUGCUUCAGAGAAUUUUAUUUUAUUUUAUUUUAAUUAUACCUGGAAUUUGAGUUUUGGUUUUGCAGGUCAAGUAAGGGAGCUAAAUUUACACUUCUGUUUUGAGGGUUUGACUAGCUAUGGCUUAUAAACAAGUAGGAAUAUUUCUACAAGGUUCAAAAUAUUAUAAAACCAAGCGGAAUGGAGCUGUGAAAUUGACUGUUAUGUUUUAUAACUGCUCUGGAGAGUCCCCUAAAGAAUUUUUGAGCUAUGCAUGGUAUGAGAAAGUGUUUCCAAAGAUAACAAGAUUGAGCCAGUUAUUUAAAAAUGUGGAUUUGAUUGAUGGAAGACUAGUUAAUAUCGAAGAUGAUUCGGUUGUCAUUGAUGAAGUCGUUGAGAAUAGAAUGCGUACUUUUAAGUCGUUUGUAAGGGUUUUUCUUGGGUGUCCUUCAGUUCAGCAAAGGAUACAGAAGAAUGUGGUGUCGUCCUUAGGGGGUUCAAAAAGUGCCCCACUGAUUUGUUUUGAUAAACCAGGGGAAAGAGAGCCUUUGGUUGUGAAUUCACUCACCAAGGUGAACAACUUCCUCAAAGUUUCUGCCCAGCAAAGGAAGUCUGUUCGUCUCACUAUAUGCCCACAGGUUACACAGCACCGGAUAUGGACCGGUGCACUUGAGGAGAUAUUGAAUGAAUUGAAAUUAGAAAUUGAUUUAUUGAAUGAUCAAUGCCCCAGCCAAGGGACCAAGAUGGGUCAGCAGAUUGUUUCCAGCUGUCUAAAGUUUUUAGCUGACACGGAAACUUCCAAUGAUCUUGACUCCAUGUCAUGGAUGAAGCUUAACUCUGCAAAAGUUGUCGAUUCUCCAGUUUCCUGCAAAUGGGAAGAAUUUCUUGAGAUGGUCAAUGAUCUCAUCAAGUGUUCAGACAGUGAAAAAGGGUUACUUUAUCAUAUGUCGAAGCUUGAAGUCAUGAGAGAAGGAUUGUUUCAAAUCAGGGAUGUGUUGGUUGAUAAACAUAUUGGAUACAAGGAGGUUCGACAUCAAGAAUACUUACUGCGGAAGAAACUUUCCAAGACAUUGGGUCACUCAUCGCAAUGCUUAUUCACACUCUUGGUGUAUUACCUGUAUGGACAAGUUAGAGACAUUGAAGUGGAUGUUUGUGGUAAUAUAUAUCCAAGUGGUGAGAACAAGUUUACACUGUGCAUGGGAAGAAUUCUGACAUCAGGUGAGGAGAAGAUGGUCUGGAGAGGAGUUAAGCAGUUGGACAGGGCAGUUAGAUUGUUCAAGUUUAUAUGGGAAACAGCAAACAUGAAGGGAGUUUUGGAGUUGCAAGGUCACUUAUGGUGUGUAGGGGCCGAAGAGAGGGCACUUACAUAUAGAGGGAAUGCAUUCUUUUUACAUAGCAUCAGUCUUUAGCAUCUAAAGGCUAUUUGUUUGGUGUAAACUUCAUCUUCAUCUAUACU
Molecule: messenger RNA, 1685 nt
Organism: Pistacia vera
Lineage: Eukaryota; Viridiplantae; Streptophyta; Magnoliopsida; Sapindales; Anacardiaceae
Exons: 1
Coding region: 370-1638 (422 amino acids)
Source: RefSeq, a predicted model, not a curated record